Messenger RNA from Solanum verrucosum, 1350 nucleotides. RefSeq names its product probable aspartic proteinase GIP2. The record is from RefSeq and is a predicted model, not a curated record. Lineage: Eukaryota; Viridiplantae; Streptophyta; Magnoliopsida; Solanales; Solanaceae. The coding region runs from base 1 to 1350 and encodes 449 amino acids. Gene Ontology annotation, biological process: proteolysis. The transcript has a single exon. Gene Ontology annotation, molecular function: aspartic-type endopeptidase activity.
AUGGCUUCAACACAUAUUCCUUUGUCUCUCUUUUUAACUCUCCUGCUUCUCUUCAUCAGCUCCUCCACAGCCCAGCCCGUUAAACGCCGUGCUCUUCUGCCAGUAACCAAAGACGCGGCCACUAAGCAAUACGUGACACUCAUUAACCAAAGAACUCCCCUUGUCCCCAUAAAACUAACGGUAGACCUUGGUGGACGUUUCAUUUGGGUGGAUUGUCAAAAUGGCUAUGUUAGUUCAACCCUAACACCUCUCAUUUGUGACACCUUGCUCUGUAGACUUUCGCAUUCUGGAGCGUGUGAUGGUAAUUGUACGGGAUCAUCACCCGGACAUCCUAAUAAAGAUUGUACUUGCUCACAUCUUGCAUACAAUCCUGUUUCUCGUACCAGCACAGGUACCAGGCUUAAUGAGGAUGUUAUUACCAUCCAGGAUACGGACGGGCUGAAGCCCGGCCCGUAUCUAAAGCCCAGUAAGGUUGUGUUUGGUUGCGCGGAUACUUCACUACUUAAAGGUUUAGCUAAGGGGGUUAAGGGAAUAGCUGGAUUUGGGAAUGGCUAUGUAGCCAUUCCAAAUCAAUUAAUUUUUCGUUUCUCUAGACCUAGAAAAAUCGGUCUUUGUUUGAGCUCUUCGACAAAUUCUCCUGGAGUUAUAUUUAUUGGUGAAGGUCCAUAUGUAUUACUUCCUAACAUUGAUGUGUCGAAAAACCUUCUUUACACACCUCUUCUAACAAACCCGAUUAGUACUGCUGGAUCAUCGUUUGGGGGUGAGCCAUCAACGGAUUAUUUUAUUGGAGUAAAAUCUAUUAAAGUUAACGGUGAUUUGGUUCCUAUAAAUAACUUAUUAUUGGAAAUAAAUGAAGAAAAUGGACAAGGGGGUACAAAGAUUAGUACAAUUGAUCCACAUACUAAGUUGGAGAGUUCAAUUUACAAGGCAUUAGUUAAGGCAUUUGUUCACUCACUAACUAUACCUAGAGUUAAAAAAGUUGCACCAUUUGAGAUGUGUUACAAAAGUAGUAGUUUACCUAGUACUAGAGUUGGCCCAGGUGUUCCAAAUAUUGAAUUUGUUUUACAAGGUAAAAAUGGCGAGACACCUUCGUUUAUUAUCUCUGGAGCUAACUCAAUGGUGGCCGUUACAGAUGAAGUGCUUUGCUUAGGAUUUGUAAAUGGUGGAGAAAAUCCGACUACAUCGAUUGUGAUAGGAGGACAUCAAAUUGAAGAUAAUUUGGUACAAAUUGAUAUUGAUAACAAGAGGGUUGGUUUCAGUAACUCGCUCUUGUUCCAGCAAACUACGUGUGCCAACUUCAAUUUUGGGUCGACUCAGGGUCAAGAUGUGGGAGGACGAGAGAUUGUGUAA